This is a messenger RNA of Plasmopara halstedii, 1371 nucleotides long. RefSeq lists its product as uncharacterized. The record is from RefSeq and is a predicted model, not a curated record. The transcript has a single exon. The coding region runs from base 1 to 1371 and encodes 456 amino acids. Lineage: Eukaryota; Oomycota; Peronosporomycetes; Peronosporales; Peronosporaceae.
AUGCUUGAUAGCGUCGCGACAACACGCGUUGGCAAUGAUGCAGAAGGAAGUUACUUAGCCGUGUCUUCUUUAUCGGAAAGCCUGCGUGCAAGACUCAACGAAACAAUGCAGUUGUUGGUCAGCCUGGAGCAAGAGUUGGAAAAGAGUGACCUCACAAUGGACAUAUACCAAAAGUGCUGCAGACACCUGAUUGCAUACAUGGCAAGUCACAUGAACACGUCGGAGAAGUUCGUGGAGAAAAUGGAAAAAGUUAUUGAGGCGAGUUACAGCAGCUGUCAGGAGAUUGAGUUGAGGUCGUCAGUGAGUGGGAACUUAUGGGUUCAAUACAAUGGAGGCGGCAUUAUGGAGCCUGAACCGCAAUCUGCUGUUGUGCCAUCUACCCCAAGCCUUAGUAAUCCUAUCAUUAAGACCGAUACGGAGACAGGUGGAGCUGUAGUUGUCACUCCCCUUACUAUAAUGAAUGCUAGCGGUACUGGAAUGAGACAAUCCUGCUCUCCACAUGUCGAUUUAACUGUGACAACAUCGCCACCGACUGGGCAGAGUAGCAAGCGACACUUGCAGAGACUAAAGGAACCGUAUAUCAGUUCAAAGCGAGCUCGACAAACGGUGGCUCGAAAGCUAUAUGAUGCUGGAACAUCGGACCGUGACAAGAAAAAAAAAGACAGCGAAUCAGAGAAUGCGAACGAGUGUGAGGUCGAAAUUGUGACAGUAGAAUCAGAGGUGCACGAUUGUGUGCAAUCGUUGCAGAAGAGGGAACGAAAUGGUGAAAUUGAGUGGGUAUGUGAUGUCGACAGCCCAUCGAAACAAAGUGUUGCUUAUCAAAAACGCUUGAAAGCAGCUUUAAAGCUAGUUGAUGCGUUGAAUUGCUGUCCGCCUGUGGGAAUGGUGUGUUUUCAAGGCUGCUGGCAUCUUCGAGGGCGUAUGUGUGAGACACAUCGCACUUUAGGAGGCGGUGCGAUGCCAUGUCAUGAUGGAUCUUGUCGCGUAUGGCUUGAAAUCGAUAAACAUUUGGUACGCUGCCAAAAUUCUCAGUGUGACUUCAAAAAUAUGGUGGGGCUGCGUCAAACGAAGUAUGAUAUUCAACAGCAUCAAAUAAAGCUUGAGGCUACACGCCAGAAGCUUUUUGUUGUCAAAAACGCAAUGGCCACUAGUGGUUCACAUGGCAUUGGAUCUCCAAUUAGAUGUAAUAACCAGCUCAAAAAUAAAAUUGAGAGGUUAAAGGAAAAGUGUACGAAACUAGAAGACAUAAUUGUUCUUCACAAGGAUAGGGAACGAGCUUUUGCAGUCGAUCUUAAUGCGUUACGAACGCGCGCUUUUUUCGAUGGGUUUGAAUUUCAGCGCCAUUACGUGAGGAACAAAUGUGAACAAUGA